GUUUAAACAAUAUAAUAAUAAUUAGCAUACCGUUAUAAGCAAAGUGAAAUGGGUUUAUUUGGCAAAACUCCCAGCAAAGACCCCAAAGAACAGGUGCAAGAAUGGACGCACAAGUUGCGAAAAGAGGGCAAUCAGCUUGAUAGGCAGAUACGAAGUAUACAACGAGAAGAGGAGAAGGUGAAACGAUCUCUCAAACAGGCAGCUCAAAAAAAUGACCGCGACACCUGCAUCAUUCUCGCCAAAGAGAUAGUGAAUGCCCGAAAGGCGAUAAAUCGCAUAUACACAUCAAAGGCGCAUCUCAGCUCCAUACAGAUGCAGAUGAAAAAUCAAUUGUCUACAUUGCGGGUGGCUGGUUCUUUGCAGAAAUCCACAGAAGUCAUGCAGGCCAUGCAGAGUCUUGUUCGAUAUCCGGAGCUGGCGGGCAUUAUGCGCGACAUGUCAAAGGAAAUGAUGAAGGCCGGCAUAAUCGAGGAGAUGUUGGACGAAACCAUGGAUUCGCUGGAAGAGUCUGAGGAGUUGGAGGAGGAGGCAGCAAAAGAGGUCGACAAGGUACUCUGGGAAAUUACGGAUGGUAAACUGGGCGAGGCUCCACUACCGCCAGAAGCAACACCAGCAGACAAGACACCAGCAGCAGCUUCCCGCGUUGCCGUCGAGGAGGAUGACGAUGAUGGCGAAGAGCUGGAGGAAAUGCAGAGUCGCCUGGCAUCGUUGCGCUCAUAAACAAGUUGCCGAACAGGGGCAGCAUGCAUGUAGCAAAAUUUAGAUUCGAAUUUCGAAAAUGUAGCUUAUGAUUAUUAUAUUUAUCAUAGCACCCUGCACGCCACCCAAAUCCAAAAUCCAAUAGUUUGCUGCUUACCCCGAUAGUGAAUUAUAGAAACCAAAAUAACAGUGAAACUCUAUAAACAGUUUUUAUAAGCUUAAGUGUACAAUAUUUUGGUUCAUAUUAUGUUGAACUGCAUGUGUUAAAAUUGUAAACUUUUAUACAUAUAUAAUUUAUUAUAAUUGAUCGGUAUUAAAUGUAACUUAAGCGUA
Molecule: messenger RNA, 1032 nt
Organism: Drosophila mojavensis
Lineage: Eukaryota; Metazoa; Arthropoda; Insecta; Diptera; Drosophilidae
Gene: Vps24
Product: charged multivesicular body protein 3
Exons: 3
Coding region: 49-720 (223 amino acids)
Biological process (GO): endosome transport via multivesicular body sorting pathway; late endosome to vacuole transport; protein transport
Cellular component (GO): ESCRT III complex; multivesicular body
Source: RefSeq, a predicted model, not a curated record